ACCCAGGUAGCGACAUAAAAACAUCCUCUCUCAAAUCGCUUCUUUGGCAGCGAAGAUGGCGAACGCUCCUGCCUUCUUGCACCUUAUCGCGCGGGGAGCAGCAGGCCGCACCUUCCGUCACCAGCGCCUCAACAAAACGAAAACUUGCAUUCUCCAUGCCCAGUUGUGCACCCGCACCAUUCCUGUAGUCUUUCCUCGUGCUCGAAAAACAACACCUUAUUCCUUCCCCCGCUUGGCUGGCGUCAUACCCGCAGGUACUGCCCCGCAUCAGAGUACUAGUUACGAUAGUUGUCACUACAACAGUUGAACCUCUUGUUCGCUAAUCACCUAGGAAGCUUUACACACUUCCUCCUCGACCCGCAUAUCCACUAAGCGGUACGAGCCGCCAUGGCCUCAGCCGCACCAUUAGUAGAUCUGCCCAAAUCCAAGUCUGGUGCUUCACCACCAUCCACGGCGACCACGUCUCCAAUAGCUGAGGGUCACGACAAUACGACUCAAUGGCGAACACCUGAGAAUCCGAACUUUGUACAUCCUGAUCACGCAAUACCGUCACCAAGCUAUCCUAGCGCGGAGAAUCUCAUCAUCGUUUGCUGCCACGCCAUCUUCCUUCCGAAUGCAGAUGAGCCCAACUUCCCAUUGUGUAGUCCUCAUUAUGAGCCCCAUUGGCUGCUAGCGCCUUUUCAAAAGUCAGACGAAGCGACAGGCAAGCCAGGCGAGCAUGAGACGUUCUUGGCCCAUAUCAAAGCUGGUAUCGAUGCCUUGACUGUCGGAACAGACGCAGAGCAUCCUCCUUCGAGCAUUCUUGUCCUCAGUGGCGGUGCUACUAAACGAGCGGAAUCUUUGAAAACUGAGGCACGCUCAUACUACCAUGCAGCGCUCGCAGAAGAGUUAGCAGAAGGUCAUAGGGGUGGAGGACGAACUCAUAGAUUGUACAACAAGGGCUAUAUAUUACUGGAAGAACAAGCGACCGAUUCAUUCCAGAAUCUGCUGUUCAGCAUCCUCCUUUUCAGGAAGGCCACUGGCAACUAUCCGAAACAGAUUCGGGUAAUCACGCAUGCUUUCAAGUCGAAGCGUUUCCUCGAACUGCAUGCUCCGACUAUACGAUGGCCGAAAGAACGUAUCCUGGUGCAGGGCAUAGAUCCACCGAUGGCGAAUGACGCAUUACAGAGCACGCUUCGUGGGGAAGAAGAGAACGGAUAUGCGGCAUGGGAGAAUGACCCUAUGGGUACCGGAGAUCUUCUAGGUGGGAAGAGGCAGUUACGCGGAUGUGAUGAUAGCAAAGCAGCUCAGCACUUCAAAGAUUUGGAAGACAGUGUCAAGGAGUUGUUUCAGGGCACCGUAUCUGACGAGCUGCCGUGGAUAAGCUAGACCAACAAAGGCUCGGACUUGCG
Alternaria rosae is the source of this 1391-nucleotide messenger RNA. RefSeq lists its product as uncharacterized. Lineage: Eukaryota; Fungi; Ascomycota; Dothideomycetes; Pleosporales; Pleosporaceae. Gene Ontology annotation, cellular component: cytoplasm. The coding region runs from base 388 to 1368 and encodes 326 amino acids. The transcript has 2 exons. The record is from RefSeq and is a predicted model, not a curated record.